ACCAAACAUUGCCCGCCCAUCAUGUCCGCUACAACUACUAUUGCGCCAUCGACAGAUUUAUCGCUUGGUAAAAGUGAGAAGCCGGAAGCUUCCCAUGCUGUUCAAGCCAUCUCACAAGGGGUUCCUCUUCCCGGAAUCCCCUCCUUCACGUCUAUCGACAAAAAGCGACGAUGGAUGCUGGAGCACAUGGCCGGAGCAUUUCGGGUUUUUGGGCGUAACGGAUAUGGAGAAGGAAUGGCCGGUCAUAUCUCUCUGCGUGACCCAGAGCAUUCAGACUGCUUCUGGACUAAUCCACUAGGAGUCCACUUUAGCUUGGUCAAGGUGUCAGAUCUUAUUCUACUCAAUCACAGCGGCGAACCCGUAGGUGGAAACCUGAAACGACCGGCCAACGCAGCCGGAUUCCAGAUCCACGGCCAUUUGCACCGGAAAUAUCCCCAUGUCAAUGCGGCGUGUCACGCGCAUUCAGUCAAUGGCAAGGCAUGGUCGACCUUUGCCCGGCCUUUAGACAUGAUCAACCAAGAUGUGGCCAUGUUUUAUGGAGAGGCGCAGGCAGUUUAUCCCGAGUUUGGCGGUGUCGUGUUCGAUCCGGAGGAAGGGGAGCGCUUGGCCAAGGCACUUGGACCCAAAGGGAAGCUCCUUAUCUUGCGGAACCAUGGGCUUUUAACCGUGGGUCAAACUGUUGACGAAGCCGCGUAUCUCUUUACCUUGGCUGAAAGGAGCUGUGAGAUUCAGCUUAAGGUGGAUGCAGCCGCUGCUGCUGGUAUUCCCAAGCAAAUAAUUGAUGAUAAAGUGUCUGAGUAUACUUUUCAGAUGACCAGUGAGCCGGAGGCACAUUACUGCGAAUUCCAGCCCGCGUAUGAUCUAGAGCUAGAGAUGUCCGGGGGUAGAUUUUUAGAGUAAUUUGGCUUAACAAUGCCAUUUCCCUUGAUUUGUCUCCCGGGUUAUUUUCUCAGUAGUAUCAAUCUUCAACUUGAAUGUUGAGCAUAUAUGUAAAAUUGAUACGACCG
Messenger RNA from Aspergillus ruber CBS 135680, 1007 nucleotides. RefSeq names its product class II aldolase/adducin domain-containing protein. Gene Ontology annotation, cellular component: cytoskeleton. The record is from RefSeq and is a predicted model, not a curated record. NCBI's taxonomy places the organism in Eukaryota, Fungi, Ascomycota, Eurotiomycetes, Eurotiales, Aspergillaceae. The transcript is spliced from 3 exons. Bases 22 to 900 code for a protein of 292 amino acids. Gene Ontology annotation, molecular function: actin filament binding.